Messenger RNA from Nerophis ophidion (straightnose pipefish), 4542 nucleotides. Its product is annotated as rho-related GTP-binding protein Rho6-like. NCBI's taxonomy places the organism in Eukaryota, Metazoa, Chordata, Actinopteri, Syngnathiformes, Syngnathidae. Gene Ontology annotation, molecular function: GTPase activity; GTP binding. Gene Ontology annotation, biological process: small GTPase-mediated signal transduction. Bases 132 to 830 code for a protein of 232 amino acids. The record is from RefSeq and is a predicted model, not a curated record. The transcript has 5 exons.
CCACAUUAUAAAAGUCCCGCAGCGUCCUUUUUUCACUUGAACAUCGCGCACAUCCAGCUAUAACGUCACCCUUGAAACGAAGCGAGCGCCAAGUUGUCGCCGUGUCGAUAAUAGUCGUUUUCAUCCCCAGCAUGAAGGAGAGACGCCUCCCGCAGCCUUUGGUGGCGCGCUGCAAACUAGUGCUGGUUGGAGAUGUCCAGUGCGGCAAAACAGCCAUGCUGCAAGUCCUGGCCAAGGACUGCUACCCAGAGACAUACGUCCCUACUGUGUUUGAGAACUACACAGCCUGCAUGGAUCUUGACGGCCAGCGUGUUGAGCUCAGUCUUUGGGACACAUCAGGUUCUCCAUAUUACAACAACGUCAGGCCCCUCUGCUACAGUGACUCCGAUGCAGUCCUCUUGUGCUUUGACAUCAGCAGACCAGACAUAGUAGACAAUGCGUUAAAGAAGUGGAAAGCAGAGAUUCAGGACUUCUGUCCCUGCACACGGAUUCUGCUGAUCGGCUGCAAGACGGACCUGCGCACUGAUGUAUGUACACGCAUGGAGCUGUCUAGUCAGAAGCAGACGCCGAUCUCUCAUGACCAGGGUUGUACCUGGGCCAAGCAGCUUGGAGCUGAGGCGUACCUGGAGUGCUCGGCGUUCACGUCAGAGAAAAGUGUCCACAGUGUAUUUCGUGCGGCGGCCCUGGCCUGCAUGAACAAACUGCAGCCUGCCAACAAGCCCAGCCCGGUCCGCCGUCUCUCUAAGAGACUCCUACACCUGCCCAGCAAGACAGACCUGCUCUCCACCACUUUCAGCAAGGACAAGUCGAAGAGCUGCACCAUCAUGUGAACACAAAGCGGUUGCACACGAGGACGAGCUUUCGGCGCAGUGAUGUGGUUUCACAUUAUUUAUACUCGCUUCACUGCAAACGCCCUGUCAUUUCUCCCUCUAUGUCCGACUGAGACAGGCUAAAAAAGAAAGUUCUCCAUGGAUUGAAUGUGAAAGCCUGCAUAUGUGCUAAUGUGGAUGCAAUGGACUCUUUGCACACAUGUUGUUGAGGGAGUUCAGCUAAGAUCUUCACGGGUAAAGGGAAUGCCGCAUUUGAACACAUUACCUUAAAGGCCUACUGAAACCCACUACUACCGACCACGCAGUCUGAUAGUUUAUAUAUCAAUGAUGAAAUAUUAACAUUGCAACACAUGCCAAUACGGCCGGUUUAGUUUACUAAAUUGCAAUUUUAAAUUUCCCGCUGAGUUUCUUGUUAAAAAAGGCCCCGGAUUGUCAGGAAAUAUUAGCUCAGCACCAGUUACGGCUAAAAGUCGUCUCUUUUCAUCGCAUAAUUACACAGUAAUUUGGACAUCUGUGUUGCUGAAUCUUUUGCAAUUUGUUCAAUUAAUAAUGGAGACUAUAAAGAACAAUGCUGUUGUUGGAAAGCGGUGUAUUGCAGCUGUCUUUAGCACCGGGUCACAGCCGGUGUUUCUUUGUUUCUAACACAGAGCGGUCAAGCGAACAUGUUUCUCUACGUCAACCAGCAUGUUUUUGGAUGGGAAAAUUGUGAUAUAUAUCUUACCGGAGACAUCAUUGGAUCAUUCGUCCUCCUACAUCCAUCCAUCCAUUUUCUACCGCUUGUCCCUUACGGGGUUGCGGGGGGCGCUGGCGCCUAUCUCAACUACAAUCGGGCGGAAGGCGGGGUACACCCUGGACAAGUCGCCACCUCAUCGCAGGGCCUCGUCCUCCUACAGUAGUUGUUUAAAAGGCAGCUGUGAACAUGGCUCCUCGACUUUUCUCUGAGACACUGCGUGUUCACCGCAGCCAUCCGACCUCGAGGUAUGUCUUUACAAUCUCACUAAAACACUAUUAAAACAAUAAGCAGAUAAAGGAUCUUCCAGAAUUAUCCUGGUAAGUGUGUCUCACACUGCCGCCGCACGAAGCCAUCGCUUUUAAUUUUAUUCUUUAAUUAUUAUUUUUUUCUAGUCCUUCGCUAUCAAUAUCAUCAUCCACAAAUCUUUCCUCCUCGCUCAAAUUAAUGGGGAAAUUGUCGUUUUCUCGGUCCGAAUAGCUCUUGCUGCUGGAGGCUCCAAUUAAAAACAAUGUGAGGACGUGAGGAGCCCUCACCCUUGUGACGUCAUCGUCUGCGACUUCCGGUAAAGGCGAGGCUUUUUUAUCAGCACCAAAAAUUGCGAAGUUUAUCGUCGAUGUUCUCUACUAAAUCCUUUCAGCAAAAAUAUGGCAAUAUCGCAAAAUAAUCAAGUAUGACACAUAGAAUGGACCUGCUAUCCCCGUUUAAAUAAGUAAAUCUCAUUUCAGUAGGCCUUUAAUUAUCACCCAUUCGAAAUUCGGGUAGAGGCACUGUGAUUCCUCCAUUUGUCCUCAAAGUGUCGAUUUUAUGCUCACUUACCAGACACUUUAUUAGGUACGCCUGCACAAUCUAAUUCGACCCAAUCCUAGAACAAUAUUGCUUGAUUGACCCUAGAUGGGUGUAAUCAAGUACGGUUCUAUUUUAAACACGGUAAUAUUGUUUCUUGUGUUGGAUCUGAUGUUGUGUAGUCAUUCCUGAUGAUUUGAUCAGUGUGUCUAUUGCAACUGGAAAUGUUGUUCCUCUGCUAUACUCACGUGAAUGUCACCAUGGGGCACAUUGAAGCUAUAGUGUGAAAAACUCAAACAGCGGUCCUUGAAGGAGUUAUUCCCUCGCUGUCCUCUAACGGUUUUUCAUUUGGAUUAAAGCUGACAGUGAAGAAAGUAGCAGCAAAGGGAGCAAUUUGGCAAGGAAGAAAUUCCCUUCUCAGAGGCAGUGGGAGGCUGAACUCCUGGGACACAAUGUGACUCAGCACUCACGUAAGUCCUACAAUGCUGUGGUGAGCCACGUAUCAUCGCAGUAAUUGCGUGAUUAGCCGUAGAACAUUAAUGCUUCAUCUCCAGACCCCGACAAUCCACACCCUUGUGUCAUUUCAAAUGGUCCUUGAUGUGAAACUGGCCUGGUUAUGCAACACUUUGUCACCCAGAAUGCAUUUAAACAAAUGUCCUGGGGUAAUGCUGGUCAACAAAGGGGUGUCAAACUCAAACAGGCUGGUCCUGUCUAGGCAAAUAAUUGUCUUUAAGUUGUUUUUAAGUUACCAUCAAAGACAUUAUUUGUGACCCAAAAAACAAAACAUGGAUGUUUCUAUAUUUACUGUUACUGUUGUACUCACUUGAGCAUCAGUGUCUGACAGCUCAGCUAAUGGAGAACUUGACAAUUUUUUUGGUCUGCACCAAGAAGACCGGAGUUGUUCGGUAAUGGAGAACACUGGAAUUUAGCAUGUUGCCUAGCAACAGUGUCAGCGGGGUUCCUGUCUGGCGCGGAGACGGAGGGAAGGCUGCCACCUUUCAUUUGUAGCUUUAGGCAGACCAAGGUGGCGGCCAGUCACCAAACAACUGUCAAUAGCAGCCAAGGGGAUCUAAAAUGCACUUGGAGCUAUAUUGAUAUUUAUUUCACAGUACUUCCUACAGCAUUUCAUCUUUUUCUCCUUUGCUCAUUUUGUGUUCAUAUCCUAAAGCGGGGGUCACCAACCUUUUUGAAACCAAGAGCUACUUCUUGGGUACUGAUUAAUGCGAAGGGCUACCAGUUUGAUACACACUUAAAUGAAUUGCCGGAAAUAGCCAAUUUGCUUAAUUUACCUUUAACUCUAUGUUAUUAUUAAUAAUUAAUGAUAUUUAUCUUUGUGGAAACACUGAUCAUCUCAAUGAUUGCUCACAAUAAAUAUAUAUUUUUGAUGACAUGUUUUAAAUAUGUUAAAAUCCAAUCUGCACUUUGUUAGAAUAUAUAACAAAUUGGACCAAGCUAUAUUUCUAACAAAGACAAAUAAUGAUUUUUUCUAGUUUUUCCAGAACAAAGUUUUUAAAAUAGAUUCAAAAGACUUUGAAAUAAGAUUUAAAUCUUAUUCUACAGAUUUUGUAGAUUUGCCAGAAAUUUUUUUGAAUUGUAAUCAUAAUAAGUUUAAAGAAAUAUUUCACAACUAUUCUUUGUCGAAAAAACAGAAGCUAAAAUUAGGAAUUAAAUUAAAAUGUAUUUACUGUUCUUUACAAUAAAAAAAUAAAUUUACUUGAACAUUGAUUUAAAUUGUUAGGAAAGAAGAGGAAGGAACUUAAAAGGUAAAAAGGUAUGUGUUUAAAAAUCCUAAAAUAAUUUUUAAGGUUGUAUUUUUUCCCUAAAAUUGUCUUUCUGAAAGUUAUAAGAAGCCAAAUAAGAAAAUAAAUGAAUUUAUUUAAACACAUGAAGACCAAGUCUUUACAAUAUGUUCAGCUUGCUAGUAAAUAAAUACAAUUUAAAAAAUAGAGGCAGCUCACUGGUAAGUGCUGCUAUUUGAGCUAUUUUUAGAACAGGCCAGCGGGCUACUCAUCUGGUCCUUACGGGCUACCUGGUGCCCGCGGGCACCGCGUUGGUGACCCCUGUCCUACAGCCUGUUAAAAAGUAUUUCUGUGAAGUUGCUGAUAAUGAAAUACAUUGACUUAUUUCUGUAUUUUCUGUUGCCUUACACUAGUUUCAUCUUCAAAACUUUAUUUAAAUAAAUGUAUUGAAAAAUGA